Messenger RNA from Hyaloscypha bicolor E, 380 nucleotides. RefSeq lists its product as uncharacterized. The record is from RefSeq and is a predicted model, not a curated record. Lineage: Eukaryota; Fungi; Ascomycota; Leotiomycetes; Helotiales; Hyaloscyphaceae. The annotation marks the transcript as partial. The transcript has 2 exons.
CCCUCCGGUACCUCUCAGGCUCUCGAUCUCACCGAAUCACAGCCCCUUGAUCUUACCUCUGGUUCUCUAGCCCCUGAACAGCCCAAAAAAAAACGAAGAGGCAUGACAGAAGCUGAUCGCCGAGCGCUACAGAGGCACAAGCAAUCCCAUCCUAAAGCUACGUAUACUAAUCUUAUUAAAUGGUUCCAGGACGACCUCAGUACUCAAUUCGAUUACCUUAAUACUAAUAUACGAAAAGAUAUAAGCCUUACGGGUUAAUGUUCGAGCCAAUCUAAUUAGCCUGAUCUUGAAUUAGUACUCUUUAAAUAAUAGCAGAAGAUGCAGUAGCAAAAAGUAAUAAUUACGGGCGAUAUUCUCAAGCAAAAGACAUACGAAAUCUG